Messenger RNA from Magallana angulata, 2060 nucleotides. RefSeq names its product amidase-like. The record is from RefSeq and is a predicted model, not a curated record. Gene Ontology annotation, molecular function: catalytic activity. NCBI's taxonomy places the organism in Eukaryota, Metazoa, Mollusca, Bivalvia, Ostreida, Ostreidae.
UGUUUACGGUUAAAAUCGCUUUGGUAUUUAAAAGCAUGGAAUACCUACCCGCAGAAGUUAUUUGUUUACGCCAAACUUAGCAAUAUUAACUGCGUAAAUUCUGUUAUAAAUGCAGGGGAGUGCGUGUCUAUAUUCUUCUUUCAAUAGGUUUAACACAAUUUCGGUAACCUUUGUACAAAACUCGUUCCUAUGAAGGUAAGAAGGUAAACUAGGGUCAGCGACGGAGAGAGAUGUUAUCAGUUUGAAUCUAACUAUGUCGGAUAUAACAACAGAGUUGCAAAAAAGUGCCGCCAUCGUACGGAUAUCGGAAGAGGAUAUCAGAUCGAUAUCGGAGGAAAUGAGACUGAAACUCACACCGGAAGAGACUAGCGCCAUCUAUGAGUGGUGUGGGGAGACCUGUAGAAGCUACCAGAGAGUGUACGAGCUGAUCCCGCCCACUCCUUUAGUGCGGUAUCCAAGGACGCCGGGUUACAGGGAACAGGAAGAUGAUUCCUGGUAUUACCGAUGUGACAUCAAAGGUGCAGAAGAAGGACUUUUGGCGGGAAAAACAGUUGCCAUCAAAGACAAUGUGAGUGUGGCGGGGGUCCCGAUGAUGAACGGAAGUAAGCUCCUGGAGGGGUUCGUGCCCGACAAAGACGCCACUGUAGUGACCAGGAUACUGGAUGCAGGGGGUCGGAUUCUAGGUAAAGCUGUGUGCGAGGACUUAUGCUGUUCCGCGAGUAGCUUUACUUCCGCUUCCGGACCCGUCAAAAACCCGUAUGAUCCAACAAGAAGUACAGGUGGUUCGAGUUCCGGCUCGGCGUCUCUGGUUGCCAGAAAAGUAGUAGAUGUUGCUAUUGGAGGAGACCAAGGGGGCUCAAUUCGUAUUCCCGCCAGCUGGUGUGGAAUUGUGGGAUUGAAGCCGACCUAUGGCUUGGUGCCAUACACCGGUGUGAUGCCAGUCGAAAAAACUCUAGAUCACGUUGGGCCCAUGACAAGAACUGUGGAGGACUGUGCGUCUCUGCUUGAAGUGAUUACUGGCUACGAUGAUGGAAAUGACCCCCGCCAGUUUCCUGCCCUACCCCACCCACCGUACUCUAAACUGGUUAACUAUGGGAUAAAAGGAAAGAAAAUUGGUCUCCUUAAAGAAGGAUUCAAAGACAUGGAUGAAGAGGUGGCGAGGGUCGUCAGACAGGCGGCCUUGACCCUGGAGGAGGCGGGGGCGGAGGUGUCUGACGUGUCCCUCCCUAUCCACAACGACGGCAAAGCCAUAUGGUCUCCAAUAACCUUCGAAGGAACAUAUCAAAUGAUGGUUAAAGGAAAUGGUCACGGGUAUGGUUGGAAAGGGACGUACGAUCUUCAGUUACAGGAGGCUUUAGCAAAAGCCUACAACCUUCGACCGUUUGACUGCCCAAUGACGCUUAAAAUCGCAAUGAUAUUUUCUGAAUACAUUCAGAGGAAUUACCAAAGCAAAUUUUACAGCAAAGCCCAGAAUCUAGUCCAACACUUGACAAAGGAGUAUAAUCGUAUUCUAAAGGAUUAUGACGUCAUGGUCAUGCCAACAUUACCAUCCAUAGCUUAUAAGCUGCCAACCAGUAACAAUACCUUACGCGAGACACUGAAACUUGCGCAAGGCAUGGUUAAAAACACGAAGCCUUUCAAUCUUACUGGACAUCCCGCCACAAUCAAUGCAGGUUUCAUCGAGGGUCUGCCUUGUGGGAUGAUGAUAGUGGGCAGAAUGUUUGAUGACCUCACGGUUCUUCAGGUCGCGCGAGCCUUCGAGAAAUUGCGAGACUGCUAAUUAACAACCACAUCAGUUUUUUGUUAGCCUUACAUGUUUUAUUUAUAUUGAACCACCUGUUUUUAACAAAGCAAGAUGUUAAAACCUGUGCGUCCAUAAACAGGACAGCUGUGAUUCUGAACUUAUGUAUGCCGGUGUGCAACUAUCAAAUAUAUAUAUAUAUAUAGUUGAUAAUUGUUGUCUAUGUUUAUGUGUUUAACAUUGAAUGUCCAUGUUAUACAUGUUAAAUGCUUCCUGAUCAUGUACUUUAAUGUUUUAAUGCACUAUUACCCAAUCUAGA